This is a messenger RNA of Musa acuminata AAA Group (dessert banana), 965 nucleotides long. RefSeq names its product photosystem II 22 kDa protein, chloroplastic-like. NCBI's taxonomy places the organism in Eukaryota, Viridiplantae, Streptophyta, Magnoliopsida, Zingiberales, Musaceae. The record is from RefSeq and is a predicted model, not a curated record. The transcript is spliced from 4 exons. The coding region runs from base 48 to 869 and encodes 273 amino acids.
GUGUUUGAAGGCAAGCAGAAACCAAGUGCACCGUACGAGACAGAGCCAUGGCUCAAUCCGUGCUAUUGGCCAGCACUGGAGGCCGAUCGUUGAGCUCCACCAUGGAGCCAUUGCUCCAGGCACAGAUUCACCGGCUCCGGCCGACGCGGUUCUCCGACCUCAUCCUUCCUCGGACUCCUCGCAGACACCUGCCUUCCACUUCUUCUUCUUCCUUCUUCCCAACUCUUGCUUUGUUCAAGGCUAAAACCAAAGCUCCUCCAGCGAAGGUGGAGACGAAGAAGCCGAAGGUUGAGGAUGGCAUCUUUGGCACCUCCGGGGGGAUUGGGUUCACCAAGCAGAACGAGCUCUUCGUUGGCCGCGUCGCCAUGCUGGGGUUUGCAGCUUCUCUGCUAGGAGAAGGCAUCACAGGGAAAGGAAUCCUAGCACAACUGAACCUGGAAACCGGCAUACCGAUCUACGAGGCCGAGCCGCUCCUCCUCUUCUUCAUCCUCUUCACCCUCCUCGGAGCAAUAGGAGCGCUCGGUGACCGAGGACAGUUUGUUGAUGAUUCUCCCACCGGGCUCGGGAAGGCUGUCAUCCCCCCGGGGAAGGGCUUCCGAGCUGCUCUGGGACUCGAGGAAGGAGGGCCCCUCUUCGGAUUCACGAAAGCGAACGAGCUCUUUGUUGGAAGAUUAGCGCAGCUGGGCAUUGCGUUCUCCAUAAUCGGGGAAAUAAUCACAGGAAAGGGUGCGUUGGCGCAGCUAAACAUCGAGACCGGAGUGCCGGUCAGUGAACUCGAACCGCUGGUACUAUUCAACGUUGCCUUCUUCUUCUUCGCUGCAUUGAAUCCAGGAACUGGGAAAUUUGUGACCGACGAAGUCGAAGAAUGAGGAAAGCAGAUUAGGAUGCAGCGCGAAUUCUUCUUGUUCAUUUGUGUAGUCAAUAGUUAUUGUAGUUCAGUGAUCCGAAAUGCUUGGGAUGGUCAA